CUAAAUCAUCACAUCUCUCUCAUCACUCUCUCAGCAGAUCACGUGUUUCUCACAUGGCUCCGGAGCUUACUCAAACCACCGCUGCUAAAUCCACCGUAACAAUAACAAAACCUUCACCGCCGACGAUCUAUGGCGGCGGUCGAGCUUACGUGACGUUUCUCGCUGGUAACGGUGAUUACGUGAAAGGAGUCGUAGGUUUAGCCAAGGGGUUGAGGAAAGUCAAAUCGUCGUAUCCACUCGUUGUUGCUAUAUUACCGGACGUUCCGGAGGAGCACCGUCGUAUACUGGUGGAACAAGGCUGCAUUGUCCGUGAAAUCGAACCCGUUUACCCACCCGAUAACCAAACUCAGUUUGCCAUGGCUUAUUACGUCAUCAACUACUCUAAACUCCGUAUCUGGAAGUUUGUGGAGUAUAGUAAAAUGAUAUAUUUAGACGGUGACAUUCAAGUUUACGAGAACAUCGACCACCUGUUCGAUCUUCCUGAUGGCUAUUUCUACGCUGUGAUGGAUUGUUUCUGCGAGAAGACGUGGAGCCACACGCCGCAAUACAAGAUCGGAUAUUGUCAACAGUGCCCGGAGAAAGUUCAGUGGCCAAAGGCAGAGCUUGGAGAGCCGCCGGCUCUUUACUUCAACGCAGGGAUGUUCUUGUUCGAGCCUAACCUCGAGACUUACGAGGACCUACUGAAAACUCUUCAAAUUACUCCUCCGACUCCUUUCGCUGAACAGGAUUUUCUCAACAUGUACUUCAAGAAAAUCUACAAGCCGAUUCCUUUGGUGUACAAUCUCGUCCUUGCGAUGCUAUGGCGCCACCCAGAAAAUGUAGAGCUUGAUAAAGUCAAAGUGGUGCACUACUGUGCGGCGGGUUCAAAGCCGUGGAGAUACACCGGGAAGGAAGCCAACAUGGACAGAGAAGACAUAAAAAUGCUAGUGAACAAAUGGUGGGAUAUUUACAAGGAUGACUCCUUGGACUACAAGAAACCUUUAGGCGUUGCCGAAACAGAGGCCGAUCUGGUGAAUCUGAAGCCGUUUAUCACUGCUCUUACUGAUGUUGGACGCGUCAACUACGUGACCGCACCGUCCGCUGCUUGAAUGUCAUCAGGAGUUAAAAUUGUCGGUUAUUUAGGUGGGUUUUUUACCGGGCAGUGAGUGGUAUGUGUCCGGUCAACAACCACACAUGCUAUCUCUGGUUUCAAAUGCAUUGGCGGUCUUCAAAAUGUAAUUUGAUUUCGUCCCUUUUUCUUAUUGUCUAAUCUCUAUAAUGUGUGUCUCAUUAAUUUUUGCGUGUAUCUUCGAAUCUCAAGCUUGAACAAAAUAAAUAUACCAAAAAACAGUCACCCUCA
Molecule: messenger RNA, 1339 nt
Organism: Capsella rubella
Lineage: Eukaryota; Viridiplantae; Streptophyta; Magnoliopsida; Brassicales; Brassicaceae
Product: galactinol synthase 1
Exons: 4
Coding region: 54-1088 (344 amino acids)
Molecular function (GO): glycosyltransferase activity
Source: RefSeq, a predicted model, not a curated record